Molecule: messenger RNA, 3540 nt
Organism: Alternaria metachromatica
Lineage: Eukaryota; Fungi; Ascomycota; Dothideomycetes; Pleosporales; Pleosporaceae
Product: putative NRPS-like protein biosynthetic cluster
Exons: 3
Coding region: 1-3540 (1179 amino acids)
Biological process (GO): L-lysine biosynthetic process
Molecular function (GO): L-aminoadipate-semialdehyde dehydrogenase [NAD(P)+] activity
Source: RefSeq, a predicted model, not a curated record
AUGGCUUCACUUACUAAGGGAAGCAUCCCGGAUCCGACUGCGGACCUCCACUGGUCUGAUUUCAAGGGACCCAUCCACGAGAUCUUCGCAGGCAAUGCUCGCAAGCAUCCCGAGCGGCCAUGCGUGGUAGAGACGGCUACCAGCAAGACACCCGAGCGCAACUUCACAUACAAGCACAUAUUCGAGGCUACCUCGGUACUAGCCCAUCAUCUGGUGCAAAAUGGCGUGCAGAGAGGGGAGGUAGUCAUGAUCUUCGCCCAUCGUGGCGUGGACCUAGUGGUCGCCAUUAUGGCUGUUCUGGCGGCAGGAGCGACCUUCUCAGUACUAGACCCGCUAUACCCCCCAGACCGCCAAUGCAUCUAUCUCGAAGUCUCCCAACCACGCGCACUCGUAGUCAUCGACAAGGCCAUCCGUGAAGCCGGCCCCAUCUCAGAGCAAGUGAGGGACUACGUCAAGGACAAUCUACAACUGCGGACAGAAGUCCCCGCGCUCGAGCUCAAGGACGAUGGAACCCUCGUGGGAGGCUCCAAGGACGGAAAGGACGUGUUGGAGGAACAACAGAAGCUCAAGGCCGAGUUGCCAGGAGUGCUGGUCGGUCCAGACUCAACACCCACACUUUCCUUCACAUCAGGAUCAGAAGGAAAGCCCAAGGGUGUCAAGGGCCGGCACUUUUCGCUAACACACUACUUUCCAUGGAUGGCAGAGACAUUCGGACUGUCUGAAAACGACAAGUUCACCAUGCUCUCUGGCAUCGCCCACGACCCUAUCCAGCGAGACAUCUUCACACCACUUUUCCUCGGUGCACAACUACUAGUACCCAGCAAAGAGGACAUACAGCAUGAGAAGCUCGCCGAGUGGAUGCGCAAAUAUGGCGCGACAGUCACACAUCUGACACCCGCCAUGGGUCAGAUUCUUGUCGGAGGCGCUUCAGCUGUCUUUCCAAGCCUGCAUCACUCCUUCUUCGUAGGCGACCUGCUAAUCAAGCGCGAUUGCAGGAGGCUGCAGAACUUGGCACCCAACGUACGCAUUGUCAACAUGUACGGAACCACAGAGACACAAAGAGCUGUCAGUUACUACGAGCUACCGAGCUGCUCCGAAGCGCCCGAGUUCCUUGAUACCAUCGGUGAAGUCAUCCCGGCUGGUCGUGGCAUGAACAACGUUCAGCUUUUGGUAGUCGACCGCGAAGAUCGCACAAAGGUUUGCAAGCCCGGUGAGAGUGGUGAGAUAUACGUGCGGGCCGGUGGUCUGGCCGAGGAAUACCUGGGUCUGCCCGACUUGACUGCUACCAAAUUCGUCGACAACUGGUUUGUGGACCAACAGAAGUGGGUAGAUGAAGACAAUAAAAAGGUGGAAAGCCAAGGAGCCGCUGAGCCAUGGCGAGAGUUCUACAAAGGUCCACGCGACAGACUCUACCGCUCUGGAGACCUGGGCCAUUACUCUGAGGAUGGUAACGUACACUGCACAGGCCGAGUCGACUCGCAAGUCAAGAUUCGCGGCUUCCGUAUCGAGCUUGGUGAGAUCGACUCGCAUCUCUCUGCUCAUCCUUUGGUGCGUGAGAACGUCACACUGUUGAAGCGUGAUGCCUAUGAGGAGCCAACACUAGUCAGCUACAUCGUUCCUGAGAUGAAGCGUUGGUACGACUGGCUCGAGGAGCGCGGUGCGAAAGACAGUGAUUCCGUCGAUGACACCAGCAUGGUCACUUUAUUGAAGCGCUUCAAGUAUCUGAGAGACGAUGUGCGAGAGCAUCUGAAGAAGAAGCUCCCUGCAUAUGCCGUUCCGUCAAUCAUCGUCCCACUCAUUCGAUUCCCGCUCAACCCGAACGGCAAGAUUGAUCGACCGGCACUGCCCUUCCCAGAACCAGCGCAUCUAGCAGCGGCAGGUGCAAGGCGACCUUCACAGUUGGGUGCAGCCUUGACGCCAACUGAGAAGACCAUGGCCGGUAUCUGGGCUGAGCUUCUGGGCGACCGCGGUGUGACAGCCGACGGAAUCAGCGGAAGUGAUUCCUUCUUCGACCUCGGAGGCCACAGUAUCAUCGCUCAGCAACUGCUCUUUAAGAUCCGGCAAGAAUGGAGAGACAUUGAUGUACCAAUGACCACAAUCUUUCAGUACCCAACGUUGCGCGGCUUCUCGGCAAACAUUGACCAGGCUAUGGACCCUAUUGGUCUGCGUCUGGACACUGCAGAAGCCAUUGAUGAGGAUCCAGAAGACGAGGCCUACUCUGCCGAUGCCAGAGAACUCGCUAACCAACUGACCGAGUUCAAGACUAAAGAGCCGCUGAAUCCCAAGGAAGAAGUACAUACUUUCCUCACUGGCGCGACAGGCUUCUUGGGUGCUUACAUUCUACGAGACGUCCUAUCGAGGCCCGGAAAGGUUACAGUACUCGUCCGUGCAAAAGACAUUGAUGCUGCACUCGGCCGUGUCAGGCAAACCUGCUCUGCAUAUGGCAUCUGGGAAGAUAGCUGGGAAUCACGCCUGGAGCCUCUCGUGGGCGAUCUAGAAAAGGAGAACUUUGGCCUUGAACCGAAUACUUGGAACAAGCUUGUAGACUCUGUCGAUGUUGUCAUCCACAAUGGCGCAUUGGUACACUGGGUAUUGCCAUACUCACGUCUUCGCGGACCUAACGUCAUCUCCACCAUGACCGCUCUCUCAAUGUGUGCUGCGGGCAAGCCCAAGAACUUCGGUCUUGUCAGCUCGACAUCAGUGCUUGACACGGACUACUUUGUCAAGUUGUCCGAGAAGAGUCUGGCCAGUGGUGGGACAGGCGUUCCUGAAGAAGACGACCUGGAAGGUGCUCGCAAAGGCUUGGGCACUGGUUACGGUCAAUCUAAAUGGGCAGCUGAGUACCUCACACGACAGGCUGGUCAAAAAGGGUUGAGUGGCUGCGUCAUUCGUCCCGGCUAUGUCUUGGGAGACCCAGAGUACGGCACCACCAACACCGACGACUUCCUCGUGCGUAUACUCAAGGGUUGCAUCCAACUCAAAUCACGACCCGACAUCACAAACACCAUCAACAUGGUUCCUGUGACUCAUGUUGCUCGCGUUGUUGUGGCAUCCUCGUUCAACCCGCCCAUCGCGCCCCUAGGAGUCGCGCAAAUCACAUCACACCCCCGUAUCACCUUCAACGAGUUCUUGGGAGCCCUUGAGAACUUUGGAUACAAUGCUCCUCUUGUCACCUACCCAGAGUGGAAGCAAAACAUGGAAGCCUAUGUGUCUGACCGCUCUGGUACGAAAGAGGAGAACGCUCUCCUACCGCUGUACCAUUUUGUUACUGGAGACCUGCCUGCUGAUACCAAGGCACCUGAACUCGACGACAAAAAUGCGGCGGAAGCAUUGAAGAAAGAUCAAGCAUGGACAGGCGAGGAUUGGAGCAAGGGCGGUGCGGUGACGGAGGACACUGUAGGUGUGUACGUCAGUUAUCUGAUCGAGCUGGGCUUCAUGCCGAAGCCGGAGAAGAAGGGCAUCAAAGAGCUGGUCAUGAGCAGACUGACGGAUGCUAUGCGGGAAGGUAUGAAGCUGGUUGGCGGUCGAAGGGGUGUCUAG